Choloepus didactylus (southern two-toed sloth) is the source of this 3491-nucleotide messenger RNA. RefSeq names its product myelin protein zero like 3 (gene MPZL3). Lineage: Eukaryota; Metazoa; Chordata; Mammalia; Pilosa; Megalonychidae. Gene Ontology annotation, cellular component: membrane. The coding region runs from base 171 to 878 and encodes 235 amino acids. The record is from RefSeq and is a predicted model, not a curated record. The transcript is spliced from 6 exons.
GCGAGCAAGCCCAGGUGUGGUUCUGGAAAGAAGCCACGUUCCUAUGGCAACUUCCGACUGCCAUUUUACGUUUUCGGGCUACAGCCAGCCUUCAACGUCACUUCCGGUGUUACCUGUCUACUUACCGGGAGCCGUAAACAAGGUGUGCAAGCGUCUGGGGAGCUGUCGCGAUGCUGCAGAGCGGAGCGGCUGGAGGCCGUAGCUGCUCUUUCUUCCCGCUGCUGGGCGUUCUGUUCUUCCUAGGUAUUUACACGGUCCUUUCCUUGGAGAUUAAAGCAGAUGCCCAUGUCCGAGGUUAUGUUGGAGAAAACAUCAAAUUGAAAUGUACCUUCAAGUCGACUUCAGCCAUCACUGACAAACUCACCAUAGACUGGACAUAUCGAGCUCCCAGCAGCCGCCGCACAGAAUCAAUUUUUCAUUAUCAGUCUUUCCAGUACCCAGCCACAGCAGGCAUUUUCCGAGACCGGAUUUCCUGGGUUGGGAAUGUAUACAAGGGAGAUGCAUCCAUUAGCAUAAGCAACCCUACCAUGAAGGACAAUGGGACAUUCAGCUGUGCUGUGAAGAAUCCCCCAGAUGUACAUCAUAAUAUUCCCACGACAGAGCUAACAGUCGUGGAGAGGGGUUUUGGCACCAUGCUGUCCUCCAUGGCCCUUCUCUCCAUCCUUGUCUUCAUUCCCUCGGCUGUGGUGGUUGUCUUGCUUCUGGUGAGAAUGGGGAGGAAGGCUGUGGGGCUGAAGAAGAGGAGCAAGUCUGGCUAUAAGAAGUCAUCUAUUGAGGUUUCAGAUGACACUGACCAAGAGGAGGAAAAUGGUUGCAUGAGGAAGCUUUGUGUCCGUUGUGCUGAAUGCCUGGAUUCAGACUAUGAAGAGACAUAUUGAUGCAAGUCUGCAAGAUAUAAGGAGAGUCACCCAUCUAAUAUCAGAAAACAUCCAUUCCAUUGGCAGCUAAAGCCUCUCGGAUAAGUGGAGCUGGCCUGGACCAGCAGUGAUGGAGGAUUCUGGAGGUCAUCAGUAAAGACUUGAGGAACCAUUUAUUUAUUGAAGAAAUGUUCUUCUUGUAUUUAUAAACUAUUCAAAAACUCUCAGAAGAGACCUCAUAACCCUGCUUUUAAUAAGUUAUACUCUAAUUGAAUGAAGGAAUUCUUUUCCCGAAUGAAAGAUACUCUUUGUUUCAUCUUUGAUCUUGAAUGUAUUAAAUGUUUUCUUCCAACUGUUUGAGGGAGAAUUCUAAAUGUGUGCCACGUUGCUGAUGCCCAAAUAAUUUUUAGAAAUGAAAUGGAGCUUGUAGCUUCCUGAUGUGUUGCCAGACAAAAAUGUUUGUUUGGGAUAGUUAAUCUUUAUUUUUUUGCUCCAUGAACAUUUCCAUGUUAGUUAGCGUACAGCAUAUACUCCUAGGUUUGAGGACCUUACCAUCAUUUGUAUUUGCGUGAUUUGGAUUUUAUAACCCCGACUUCCUUAGAGUUGGGAGGAUCAGGAGUCAAUGCUUUGCUUUGACUGUGUUUUUAAAGUAUUAAAUGAAGUGUCAUCAAUUUACAACUGAGGAAACGAGUAAUAAGGUAGAGGAAUUCCUUUCGUCUUGCUAGGUGCCUUUUUAUUUUACUUUCUUACAGUUGAAUGCUUUAUGGGUUCCUUCUUGACUUUUCAGGUAAGAGGCAAGAAAAUCUCUUCAAAAGAUUUUUAGUGAGGGACGUAUAGAUCAGAAAUCUUUGGGCCACUUGUUCAGUGUGUGGUUGCCUGGGGCUGAAAACCAUUUCUGACACCUCAAGAGAGAUAGGAAGACAGUUUGAGCAAUGAGAACAAAUAAUUUGGGCUUUAGAAGAUUUGAAGAUAGAGAUCUAAUUGUGAGAGUGGCUUUUUGUGGGUCCUCAUUUCUCUGAAAAAGAGUUGAUGUUCCAGGAACCCAGUUAAAGCCACAUCCCAUUAAAUGAGGAACCUGCUUUGGCUAGGUUUUCAUGUUGUAAGGAUUAAUCCAGUGUGGUAUGUUUGUCAUUUUAGGUAAAUGGUGCUGAUGUUUUAUAGCUUUAAUCAUGAUUUGGACCAGUCCCUUCCUUUGUAAAUGACUGAACAAUAGAGUCCUUCAUGGGAUGGGAGUAAGUUGAUAAUUUAUUCCUCUCCAUGAAUUUUGGUCAUAUCAGAGUCAUAAGGUUGCUAUCAGUUUCCUUCUUCACCCCUUAUAUUGAGGUCUGGGUUAAAGCUUUUUUUUUUUUCCCUCAAAGGAACACACAGCAGUUUUGAACACCUGCCUUAUUUAAAGAUGGAAAGAAAAUAAUUUUUCUUUUUAACCUUUCUUUUAAUAUCUUCCUUGGUGAUAUUCUCUCUCUCUUUCUAUCUCUUUCUCUAUCUCUGUCUCUGUCUCUGUCUCUAUCUCUAUCUCUAUCUCUAUCUCUUUCUCUCUGCUGCUGCUGCUUCCUGGGUUCUUGUCACACCAUAUGGAGACCAGCCUUGUCUAGAAAGGGAAUUUAAUUCUGAAAGCUUCAUAAGGGAUUAAAAGCCUUUCAGAGUUUUUCUUUGGCUGCUGAACUCUUUAGUUGUGGUCACAUUGCCUUAUGAGUUCUGUGCAUUAAACUCUUAAUUAUGUUACAAAAUGUGACCUUAUAAAGUGCUUUGUGUUUUCCAUGUGACCUGUUACCUCAGGGUACUUGGGGGAAACUUUUAGUUCUCUGCACCUCCUAAAUCGGGCAUUGGUGCUUCAAGAAAGGAGGUUGCAUGUCCCUAUUUAAAAAAAAAUUCUGAAUCUGAAUAUUCUACUAUGUCACUUAGAGAUGGUUCCAAAGGUGAACUGCACGAAGACCCAUAGGGAGUGGACCAAGACUACCAUUUAAUUGCACAACUCAAAACUUUGCUGCCAGAGGAGAUGCUCCGUCCUUUGAAUCCGGUGUUGGACCAUUAUUCUUGCAUCUCACUUUUUUUUUUUUUUUUGUGGGAAGGUAUGCUGCUGUAAACAAUGUGCACAGACAUUGUAACUCUUGGUAUCUUUACCAGUUCAUAGUUAAUAAACUUCUUUGCACUUUCCGUCUUUGUUUUGGUUUGUAUCUACAUAUAGAUGAGGAUUGUCAUUUGAAAGAGGGGGGGAUUGUGGUUUUCAGCAUCAAGCAGCCAGUCAUCUCUGAACCCAGAAAGAGCCUACAUAAAUUCAGUGGUGUGCUGGAGCCAGUUUUUAAAGCAAUGGUAGCUUGUAAUUGGCCUUGGUGGGUGCAUUUGCAAUACAGAAAUCAGAUUUAACAUCACAACCCUUCUCAAGGACCAUGCAGCACAGUCCUUGAGCAAGUAUUCAACAGCUUUUCAAAUGAUAUGGGACCAGUUCCAUAAAAUGAGUAUGCACAGGUCUAGGACAACUAAUCUGGUGAAAGUCAAAGGCGUAUGCAAGCGAGUAUGCUUGUUUUGAAGUGGUGACUUAAGACCUCGAGAUACUUCAAAGUAAGGAAGCCUUGAGUUCUUAUCUUGUAUGUCCAAGUCAUCCAAAGGGUUCUCUUGGGGAAUAAAUCUCUGCUU